AUGGAGGAUGAUUACUACUACGAUGAUGACGGGGGCUACGACGAGUACUACGACAACGGCGCCGACGAAGUGGUCGACGUGGACCCGUUAGAGGUCAAGUAUGUGGAUGGUAAGAGCUUCAUGCAAAGCAACGUGGGGGAGAGCCUGCGGUGCCUGCAGGAAGUCAUGGCCGAAGACAACGAGCACGGGAAGUGGACCUUCAAGGCACUGAGGAUGCUCGCGCGUGCCUCUCGUAUCGCGAAGAAGUACGACGCUAUGACGGAUUACUACACGCGGGUCGUGCACUUUACCCACCCUGACAUUGGCGCUGCUGCGGUGGCGAAGGCAAUGCUCAAGUUCACCGAGGAGAGCCAGCAGGUGCCAGCAGAGUGGCGAGGGCGUACCCUGCAUGUUACGCUGGAGGUGGCUACCGCGCAACCAGAGUCCUAUCGGGAUGUCAUAGUGCCCACCCUCCUGCGCCGUGCCACCCUUUUUGUAGAGGAAGCCAAGUACGAGGAGGCUCUUCUGGACUUGCAGGCGGCGCUGCAGAAGUGCGAUGAAUCCGGUGUCACCACAGCCCAGGUCAACACCAACUCUGUGUACCACAUCCGGAGCCUUCAGCUUACUGUGUAUCGCAAGCUCAGCCGCUACGCAGAGCUGCGUCGUGCCUACUAUGAGCUAGACAGGGUGCAGGCGGCGCUGCCGUCGUUGCGCAUGAUUGGCAGUGUCAUGGAGUCGGCUGGGCACCUGUUCCUGCACGACGCGGACUGGGCCGCAGCUCACCGCGCAUUCUCUUUGGCGCUGCGUUGCCACACAGAGAGCGGUUGUGCGCAGCAGUACAGCGUGAUCAAGUAUAUAGUGCUCGCCGCCAUUAUGGAUGGGACUCCCACGGACGUGUUUGCGCAGGAGGAGACGCUGGCGAAUCACUCGUCCGUUCGCCCAGUACGUGCUCUCUGGCAAGCCUUCAUCGCAUUGGACAUAUCGACCUUUCUGCACGUGUUGCGCGCCCCUGCUAACGCGGUGUGCUUCACAAAAGACGAGGAGUUUGCGCCCUACGUGGAGCCAAUGAUGUUCCAGCUGCGCACCAACUACCUCAUCUCUUACUCCAAGAGCUUUGGCACGCUGUCGCUUCUGGAGCUCGGUGCUCGGUUGCAGCUGCAAGAGCAGCCGUGCAAGGAGUUAUGCACGAGUGCCAUCUUACUGGGUCUCAUCGACGCUCGCAUAGACGAUUCGCGGAAACUGCUGCUGUUUCAACGUGCAUCGCGCACCGUGCCUAGCAGCGUGGCGGUAUUGCGAGACCUGUCUGGCAUGACGAGUGAACUCUGCUGCAUGUACAGGUAG
This is a messenger RNA of Leishmania braziliensis MHOM/BR/75/M2904, 1320 nucleotides long. RefSeq lists its product as hypothetical. Bases 1 to 1320 code for a protein of 439 amino acids. The transcript has a single exon. NCBI's taxonomy places the organism in Eukaryota, Euglenozoa, Kinetoplastea, Trypanosomatida, Trypanosomatidae. The record is from RefSeq and is a predicted model, not a curated record. Gene Ontology annotation, cellular component: COP9 signalosome. Gene Ontology annotation, biological process: protein deneddylation.